Alternaria atra is the source of this 681-nucleotide messenger RNA. RefSeq lists its product as uncharacterized. The record is from RefSeq and is a predicted model, not a curated record. The transcript has a single exon. NCBI's taxonomy places the organism in Eukaryota, Fungi, Ascomycota, Dothideomycetes, Pleosporales, Pleosporaceae. Bases 1 to 681 code for a protein of 226 amino acids.
AUGCAGCGCCUGCUACCUCGCGAACUACGAGAUAUGGUUUACGUAGUCAUAUUUGGUAAACCUGGGGAGUACGACAUCCGCUUCAAGUCAGACAACCAUAAUUACAACGCAUGCACAAUUCCCGAUUCCUGGUGGCAUUACCUUUGCGAUCCAGUCUUCCUUGACCAGGAAACAUUAACCGAGUUGGCACAUACAUGGUAUCGACAAAAUAUGUUCCUGAUCAACCAAGACUUCAACGUAGCUUGUCUCUUCACUUCUAGCUUUCGUGUCUGGGAUUUGGCUCAUCUUGAUUUAGUUCGAAGCAUACGCCACGUAUGCUUUGAUCUUUGCCCCAAGGUCCAAUGGAUGGAGACUAAAGACAGCACCAUAGAGGGGAAAGCAGACGUUCGUUUGCCAUCAGACUUUGAGCAGCUUGCGAACCUGCAGCCACCGGCUACCGUCACGAUUAGGAUAAACUCUCGACAUUGGUACUACCAUGGCGAGACCGGUGAUGAAUGGAAGGCUUCGAUUGGUCUGCUAUCGGAAAGGGUGUUCCCUUUGUUGAAGCAGCUGAAAGCGACUGGCGUGAGGAUCGCCAUUAAAGUCGGUUGUGUAGGUCCCGCGAAGGUGGAGAUGGAACAUCUCAACAGUAAGGGUUGGUCGGGUCUGGUUCGAGAAACCAGGAGCCACCAACUCGAAUAG